AUGACCCAGGAGACGAAAUGUAGGCCUCGUGUAAGCCACGCUGCCGCAUCCGCGAGAAAUAAAAUCACAGUCAGGCCUGCGCGAUCUCCUGCGCCGCAACGUUGGGCCGUUGCUGCUCGUGCCUGCGCUGUAUCCGUACAAGAGUUCGAGGUCGAAGAAAACAUCGACUUCUCCGUUCUCACUGGCCGAUCUUCAUUCUGCCUUCAGCACCCGUCAGGCCAUCCUUUCGUUUCAUUUCUCUUCCCUUUCUUUCCUUCCCCUCUCUCCCCAUCCAUUCCUUUUCUUUUCAUUCCUGUGUUGAUUCUCUCUCACUUAUACGCGCCGCAUCAGCCGGACGCUGUGAGCAGGCAAUUUCGCUUCUCUGUCCCUGAACUUCCCCCUCCAGGAAUAGGGGCAAAAAAAAAAAAAAAAAGACCGCAAGCCCCGUCACCAGGAUUUACUGUCCCAUCCGUUCAAUCUUUUCUUGCGCUUGUCAUCCUUCCAGAGGCACAGGUUCAAUUCGGCAGUCGCUUGCUGGACUCGUGGAUUGUCGAUUGA
Molecule: messenger RNA, 537 nt
Organism: Aspergillus puulaauensis
Lineage: Eukaryota; Fungi; Ascomycota; Eurotiomycetes; Eurotiales; Aspergillaceae
Exons: 1
Coding region: 1-537 (178 amino acids)
Source: RefSeq, a predicted model, not a curated record